This is a messenger RNA of Hyaena hyaena (striped hyena), 2220 nucleotides long. It is a transcript of the gene FANCE, whose product is annotated as FA complementation group E. Lineage: Eukaryota; Metazoa; Chordata; Mammalia; Carnivora; Hyaenidae. Gene Ontology annotation, biological process: interstrand cross-link repair. The record is from RefSeq and is a predicted model, not a curated record. The coding region runs from base 174 to 1811 and encodes 545 amino acids. Gene Ontology annotation, cellular component: Fanconi anaemia nuclear complex. The transcript is spliced from 10 exons.
CGCCGGCUACGGCCCGCGGGGCUCAGUGUGCGUCUCCGAGCGCCGAGCGGGGCAAGUGGCAGGUGCGGGCGGGGGCUCGCCGCGACGUCGGGGCAGGCGCCAGGGUCCUCCUGCCUUUCCCCAGUUAUCUAGGCCGAGGCCAACCAGAUCGGCAGCCGGCGCGGCACCCGGGCAUGGCAGCCUCGGAGGCUGCACCCGCCGUGGCUGAGGGCUCGGGGGAGGCGCCCUGGGCGCACCUGGAGGCCCCCGCCCGGCUCCUGCUGCAGGCGCUGCAGGCGGGGCCGGAUGGGGCGCGGCGCGGCCUGGGCCUGCUGCGGGCGCUGGGCAGUCGCGGCGGGGAGCCCUUCGGCUGGGGCCACGUCCUCGAGGCGCUGUGCCAGGAGGAGCCCGUCGUGGAGGGCCCGGACUGUCGCCUUGAGCUGAAACCGCUGCUGCUGCGAUUGCCCCGGUUAUGCCAGAGGAACCUGAUGUCCCUGCUGAUGGCUGUUUGGCCGUCGCUGCCUGAAAGCGGACUGCUGUCUGUGCUGCGGAUUGCGCGGCAAGACCAAAGCUCUGACCCUGACGCCUGGCUCCGGGCCCUGGGGGAAUUGCUGCAAAGGGAUCUGGACGUUGGGGUGUCGAUUGCUGCGGGGACAUCCCCGCUGUCUGAAAGCUGCCGGGGACAGCUCCAAGGCCUGUGUAGGCGGCUGGGCCCAGGGGGCAGGAGGCUGAAGUCGCCCCAGGCUCUGGAUCCUGGAGAGGAGGAAGAGGAGGAGGACCUCCAGCGGCCUGGGAAACGCAGAAAGGAGCCAGAGGAAGAGCCUGCCCGGCCCGAGGGAGAGAGGGCUCCCAAAAGGUUCCGAUAUGUAGAAAGGGAGGAAGAAGGUAACGAGGAGGAGGGACACGAACCUGAAUCUUUGGAAUCCCUGGCAGAUGGAAAAGGUGCAUCGCCCAGUAAGAACCAGCCUGUCGGGGCUGAGCCCAGUGUGGCUGAGCCCAGUGUGGCUGAGCCCAGUGCGUCUGGUCAGAGGCUGGAGGAUGCCAAGGGCCUCGCUGAGAAUAUGGAGCUGCCCAAAGCUAUCCAGGACCGGGUUCCCAGGCUGCAGCAGCUGCUCAAGACCUUCAGGGAGGGCUUGGAGGGCGCCCCUCCAGUGGAGCUGCAGCUUCUCCAUGAAUGCAGUCCGAGCCAGCUGGAGCUGCUGUGUGCCCAGCUGCAGCUGCCACAGCUCCCGGACACAGCUCUCCUGCAGUUCUGCACCUGGCUUCUGUCCCUCUCACCAGAUCUUAGCCUCAGCAGUGCCACCAUUCUGACCAAGAGCCUCUUUCUUAGACGGAUUCUGUCCCUGACCUCCUCAGCCUCCCGCCUGCUCCUGACGGCGCUGACCUCCUUCUGUGCCAAGUAUGCCUACGCUGUCUGCAGAACCCUUCUUGGCCCCGUGCUCCAGGCCCCAGGAACUGGUCCAGCUCAAACAGAGUUACUCUGCGGCCUUAUGAAGGACGAGGCCCUGGAGCCAGACACACGGGUUCUAAUGCUGGGACAGAUCUUGGAGCUGCCCUGGAAAGAGGAAGUGUUCCUGGUGUUGCAGUCUCUCCUGGAGCGGCAGGUGGAGAUGACCCCUGAGAAGUUCAGUGUGUUGAUGGAGAAGCUCUGUAAAGAGGGGCCAGCGGCUGCCACGUCCGUGGCCUAUGCCAAGCUCACGCUGACAGUGAUGACCAAGUAUCAGGCCGAUAUCACUGAGAUCCAGAGGCUGGGCCUGGCCACAGCGCUAGAGCUCAAUACCACUUUCCUAAGGAAGUCCCUGCAAGCUGCCCUGAGACGUCUGGCUCCCUGACCAUCCACCAAGGGACUGUAUUCCUGAGGCUCCCUCACCAGCUUCCUGAAGGACGUUUCUGCCCUCAGAACCUCUCCCAGACCCCUUGCCUGGGGGAAAAGGCUGAGCCUGGCCAUCACUGCUCUGGGAUACAGAGAGGCCAUCUUGGCCUUCCAGCCAGCAGGCAGGGUCCUGGGCUCGAGGGGUUGGAUGGGCUCACUCCUUGUCGCUUUUACUUCAGGCUGCAGGGACAGAAACUUUCUGAUAGGCCUCAGUAGGGUCAAAGCAGACCCAGAAUAGAUGAAUGAUGUUUCAGGAGCCCUGGCGUGCCCUGUGUGCUCAGCACACAUAUCUUACACUCAAGUGUAUGUUACGACUCUCUGUGUUCUUUCUGACUUGGAUAAUAAUUUAUUAAAAAGCGGGUAUUUCA